GGGAAAGGCGGCGUCGCCGUCGGCGUCUUCGGGAAUCGGUUGCCUCCUUUCAUCGGGGCAACGGCGACGUCCGAUCCGGCAUCGUUCUUUUAACGUCGCGGCGGUACACGUGGCGCGCGCGGCACGCGGUGCUUCGAGAGAAAGACAGAUAGAUAGGUAGACAGUUAGGUGAAUAGAUAAUAAGCGCGUGCUCUAAAAAAUAUCGAAAAACGCGAGAGGAAGACAAAGAGGGGUGAAAGAAAGCAAAAGAAGGAAAGAGAGAGAGAAAUAUACAGAGUGGUUACAGAGGGAGAAGAAAGGCGGAAAAGGGGUAGAGGUGACAGAGAUCGAAAGGGGGCGGGCGGGAGGAAAGAGGGUAGAGGCGAUAAGAAACGGAGAAUACGAAGAGCCUGCGUCCCGACGGAUAGAGGAAAUCACCAAAGGAAGCCAGAAGGAGCCUCGUAUCUUCCGUUUUUUUUUUCUAUCAAUCCUAUCACGUAAAGAAGGACGGAGGAUCCGACGACCACGAGUGACUCGACGAGGAGGAAGCGGGACAUGCUGGAACCACGCUGGAGACCCGUCCAGGGACACAUUGGUGAAAAUCCGUUUGAUAACGGUUCGUGGGGAAAGGAGCAUUUUCAGCCAUCGACAGUUCCCUGGCAGCUGAAUCCGCGCAGUCACGGUCGUCCUAGUGACGAUGGCAUAAUGGAUCAUGAUACAGACGGAGACGGCGCGAUCAACUUGUCAACGUCACAGCGACCCUCCGCCGCCACCACCCCUAAUGGUGAUACUCCCACUUACGGCCAAGAUCAACAAGACAACGAUCAGGCUACUUCGCUGUUUGCAGCCCUGAAGCAGCAGCAACAGCAAACGCGUGACAGCGUCUUCUCGUCGCGGGACCGCGAGUGCCGCGACAGGGAUCGCCUAUCUACGAUCCGCAAUCGCGACUCCGGCAGAAGUAAUAUAGCGGAGACCGGCGGCGGCAGCGGUGUUGCUGAUCAACAGCAGCAACAGCAGCAGCAGGAUCUCACUAUCGAGUACCAAAGCAAUGGGAAGCUCAGUCCCGCCGGACACGUAGUGACACCAGCACCCAUGACCCAGCAAAAGCAGCCAAUCAUCACGCAGCAGUCGCAACAGCCCAGCUCAGGGGCACCAGGGCCCCAACCUAGCCCGCAUCAAAGCCCGCAAGCCCCACAGAGGGGUUCACCACCGAAUCCUUCCCAGGGUCCGCCACCCGGUGGCCCGCCAGGGGCUCCGCCGUCGCAGACCCCCUCGCAGAUGAUGCUCAGCUCGGCGAGUGGUCUUCAUCAGAUGCAACAACUGCUGCAGCAACACAUACUCAGCCCCACGCAACUGCAAUCCUUUAUGCAGCAGCAUACGUUGUACAUGCAGCAACAGCAACAGCAACACCAUCAGGUAAAUUCCAUCCUUCAAUGUAGGAUUCAUUUAAAGAACCAUCAGCAUCAACUCGCGGAACUCAACAAGAAACAAUUGGAACAGGCAAUGCAACAACUGCAGGAACAAUUACAGCUGAACUUAUUUCAGCAGACACAUUUAUUGCAAACGGCGGACAAAAAGAAAGCAUCGGCGCCUCUUCAACAAUUAGCGAUUCAACAACAGCAACUGAUACAGCAACUACAGAUUACACAGAGGCAGUAUCUUUUGCAGCAAGGAUUAAGUCUUCAAGGCCAUAAUCCUUCUUCAGGUUUGCCACCAGGUGAUAAUCUACCAUCAUGGAAGUCAGAGCCCUCGGAUACACCGGAAUCCCACCAGAAUUCCAACGUGGCGAAAUCGAAUUCUGGAUUGAACGGCAUUCUGAAUUCGAUAGCUUCGAGCCGACGGUCCGAGGUGAAUGGUACAACACCGAUGGACGAAAAGCCGCUGGAUGCCUCCUGCAACGACAAGGUUCAUCCCCUCUAUGGCCAUGGGGUGUGCAAGUGGCCAGGCUGUGAAGUAAUUUGUGAAGACUAUCAAGCAUUCCUUAAACACUUAAAUACAGAGCACACAUUGGAUGACCGAUCGACAGCGCAAGCCAGGGUCCAGAUGCAAGUAGUGUCACAGUUAGAAAUUCAGUUGCAAAAAGAACGAGACCGACUAGGCGCUAUGAUGCAUCAUUUGCACAUGGCAAAACAAAUGGCUUCCCCGGAACCGCCAAAGUCAUCGGAGUCAUCGACGGGCUCGAAUUUACCAAAGUUAAAUUUUUCCACUGCGCUAAUGAGUCAACCGCCACCUAACUUUGGAGUCUCUCAGGUGUCACCAGUAUCCAUGUCCGCGCUAGUGUCUGCCGUGAGGUCGCCCGCGAGUGCUCAGCUGCCUCCGUCGGUUGGCAGUGCCCCGAUGCCACCACUUCCGACCAUACCCAACAUGUCCAGUUUACCUCCCAUGCCCAACAUGCCUGGUAGCAUGCCGAGUAUGGCUGGUCCAAUCAGACGGCGCAUCAGCGACAAGUCAGCUCUUUCUUUAGCAGGAGGACUGUAUGACGAGGGCACUGUAAGGCGCAGAGUAGCCGUCGAUAGAUCUGGAAUAGAUAUUAACGAAGAAAUUCAGCGAAAUAGAGAAUUCUACAAGAAUGCAGACGUCAGACCACCGUUCACGUAUGCAUCCUUAAUUCGGCAGUCUAUCAUCGAAUCUCCCGAGAAGCAGCUGACACUCAAUGAAAUUUACAACUGGUUCCAAAACACAUUCUGCUACUUCCGGCGCAACGCAGCAACGUGGAAGAACGCAGUGCGACACAACCUGUCUCUCCACAAAUGUUUCAUGCGAGUCGAAAACGUGAAAGGGGCCGUAUGGACGGUGGACGAAGUGGAGUUUUACAAGAGACGCCCACAGCGCGCUUGCAGCACGACCGGGGGUGUACCAUCAAAGAGCCCAACACUGACGCAUAGUCCUACUAUGUACGGUGAUGCGCUUAAUGCCAACCUGCAGGCACUCGGGGAGUCUAACAUGGGAUUUUUGAAUCCGAUGUGCACGUCAACAGCGACAAGUCCUGAUAAGGAACAUGUAUUACCUCAUAAUGACUUGAUGUCGCCGCUGGAUGAACCGGCCGUGCACAUAAAGCAGGAGAGCCAGAGUCCGGAAGGAGGGAAGCACCCGAGAUUAAUAAAGCGCGAACUACCGGACGGCCCCAUGGAGCAAGAGACGGAGGAGGAUCAGACGGACGAAAGAGAAUACUCUGAGAGCCACGGCCACGACUCCGGCCAGGACGAGGAUAUAGCGGAGGACCUGUCGAUGGCGCCCGACAUAAUGAUCCCGGAGGAUCAGGUCGAGGCGUAGUAUCGCCCCGUCAUAAUGAACCGAUAAAAAAACGAGAUGUAUACAGGAGAUGUAUCCCGUUUGUUCGGCCACGCGAAGAGAGGAGCCCUUCUACGUUGACCAGGGUAGAGUAGAGAACGAACGUAAAAGAGCGGAAGAGAGAACGGGGUGCGAGUAACAGAAGCAGAGAUUCUCAAGAGGACGACGAAGGCCCUCCAGGACCACCCACCUCCUCCACCCUCCUCCUUCGUACGAGUUCCCCUUCAACGUAUCAUAUCUGAUGCCGCGACGUUCUAAAAGGCGGCUUUAAAAUAACGAAAAAGGAGCCAAUCGAAUUUGUGAAAAAAGGACACUGUCGGUUAAGCGACAACGGUGGCGAGCGGUACCACCGGUCGACGAUGUCAACGUGGACAUCUGACGCUGAUAGCGUCGUAAUCUCGGCGAUAUUCGGGAGCGAUCCUUCGAUCCAUAUCCUUACUCAAGCAAUUGCGAACAACGAUGUAUUUUAUUUUUCUUUCGAUCUUUUUUCUGUUCCGCGGUUAUAUCUAAUAGACACGUAUAUAUAAAUAUACAUAUAUCUUUCUCUUUCCUCUUCUUUCCUCCCCUCUC
Molecule: messenger RNA, 3840 nt
Organism: Acromyrmex echinatior (Panamanian leafcutter ant)
Lineage: Eukaryota; Metazoa; Arthropoda; Insecta; Hymenoptera; Formicidae
Gene: FoxP
Product: forkhead box transcription factor P
Biological process (GO): regulation of transcription by RNA polymerase II
Cellular component (GO): nucleus
Molecular function (GO): DNA-binding transcription factor activity, RNA polymerase II-specific; RNA polymerase II cis-regulatory region sequence-specific DNA binding
Source: RefSeq, a predicted model, not a curated record